GACGAUUAGAUAUGCAAAUGUGGUGACGUCACGACCUUGCCUGGUACACAAAGUUGGUCGGCAAAUCCGGUGUCGGAGGCCGGAGGGGUCACUGAACUGCGAGAUUUCGCCUAUUUUGGGUGAUUUUUACCCAAUACUGCAGAGUUUGGCCCCAUUUCGCAUACUCUGUAAUGGAAAGCAAGUCAGGCUCUGGCCGCCAGUUGCGGGCCAAACCACCCAAACACUACGACGACGAAGAGGAAAUCGAGGAUGAAAUCGAAGGAAAAAGGACCUUCAGCGUCGAGGAAAAGCUCAAGUCGGAUAGAUUCACCGAAGACUUCGUCGAAUACAUGGACGGAACGGAUUUCGGCUUGAAAUACUUCCAGAAAAACGGCUUCCACAAUCCAAUAUGUUUCAAGAACAAGGAGGGGCUCGGGAUCAGGAUACCUGGUCAGGAAUUCAACGUCAACGACGUUCGACAGUUCGUAGGAAGCAGACGCAUGGUGGACGUGAUGGACGUGAACACACAGAAGGGUAUAGAGAUGUCCAUGCAGCAGUGGACCAGGUACUUCGAGCAGAAGGAGCGGGAGAAACUGUACAACGUCAUCAGCCUGGAGUUCAGCCACACCCGCUUGGAGAACCACGUGGUGCAGCCUGAAGUGGUCCGGCAGAUCGACUGGGUGGACACGGCCUGGCCGCCGCACCUCAAGGACAAACAGACGGAGUCCACCAACGCCAUAGCGGACAUGAAGUACCCGAAGGUUCAGAAAUACUGCCUGAUGAGUGUGAAAGGUUGUUACACUGACUUCCAUGUGGACUUUGGAGGGACUUCAGUGUGGUACCACAUCCUACAUGGAGGAAAGGUGUUUUGGCUGAUCCCCCCCACCCCUGAGAACCUGGAGCUGUAUGAGAAGUGGGUUCUGUCAGGGAAACAGGGAGAUCUGUUCUUCGGGGACAUGGUGAAGAAAUGUGCCAGGGUCAGACUGGAGGAGGGCUACACCUUCUUCAUACCAACAGGCUGGAUCCAUGCUGUGUACACCCCCAAGGACUCCCUGGUGUUUGGAGGAAACUUUCUCCACAGUUUCAGCAUCCCUGCACAGUUCAGCGUCUGGGACAUCGAGGACAGAACACAUGUGCCCAUGAAGUUCCGGUACCCGUUCUAUGAAGAGAUCCACUGGUACCUGCUGGACCAGUACCUCAACUGUCUCACAGGUAAGUCAUAUUUGAACAAGGAGAUUCUGGACAGAGACGACGAAGACCCACAGGAAGCCACACAGCUCAAGGUCAUCUCUGAGAGCAAGGUCACAGAAAACGUCCGAGUCUGCGCAAAGGAGGGAAGAACCACACCAGUGAAGAAGGAACAGGAAGACUUAGAGGACACUCUCGGUACCAGGAAACAGCAAAACGGACACCAUGUGAACGGGGACAAAGGUGAAGAGUCAAAGGUCAAUGGUGGGCCAAGGGUCGGCACAAGAACGCGAAGGUCACGAGUAAGAGGGAUGGAGGACGAGGAGGAGGACAGCAAAUCUAAGGACUCCCUCCCGGAGGAGAGAUCCCAGUCACCAAAACCAGCCAAGUUUGAAAAGAAGUCUCUCAGCCAAUCAGGAAAAGACAAUCAAGUGGAGAAUGAGGUGGAGCAGAAAGAACCGGAGAACGGUAAAACAGAGCAUGCUGGGAGUGAGAAGGCGGCGGGUUCGGGGGAGGAGCGGCCGUACGUCCACCUGACUAAGUACGAGCUGCAGGGCCUGGAGUAUCUGGUGGACAGGCUGGAGAAACAACCUGCCAACAAGAGGAACGUCCCUGACGCACUGACGGAUCCCGACGGUCUGCUGAAGGAUGUCAAGACAUUGUUGGAGGAACACAAGCCGGACAAGGAAGAGGAGUCCAUCACAGGGAAACCUUCUAUCUACUGGCCUCAGUCGGAGAACAGAAUUAAGCCUGUGAAGAAGAAGACCUAUGGUGCCUCCGGCAGCGCCAGCAAACCCAAGAUGAAGUCGGCGACGGGAAACAUCAGCCGGCGGCGGACGCGGUGUCGUCAGUGCGAGGCGUGCACGCGGGGAGACUGCGGGGAGUGCCACUUCUGCAAGGACAUGAAGAAAUAUGGCGGCCCGGGACGCAUGAAACAGAGCUGUAUCAGGAGAAAGUGUCUGAGGCCUGCUCUACCAAACAACGCGUCCUGUAAGGUGUGCGGUACGGACGAUCGUGAUGAUGACAGCGACACGAGUCUGAUGGAGUGUGUGAUCUGUGGGGAGAUUGUCCACCCUGACUGUCUGCAGUGUGAGGGGGAGGGGGUCGUCAACGAGGACCUGCCUAACAGCUGGGAGUGUCCAAAGUGUAGUCUGGAGGGGAAAACUGAAAAGAUGAUGUGCAGGGUGAUGAAGAGACCCCAUGCAGCUGAAGGCAGAACUGCAGACGGCGACAGUCCAACUGGCAAAAAGAGAAAGGAAUCAAGUACAAGUAGCGAAGUGUCCGAUGACUCACCAAAGAAGGGAAGUACAGCUGAGGAAAGCAAGCACCCAGGGAAGAGAGCGAGGAGCAACGAAUCACUGCGAUCAGAAAACAACAGAAGUCUGAAGAAGAAGCGACAUCAUUCCGAGUCCCCCCGACCUGGCACAAGUGACCUUGACAAGGACAAACAUGGCGGCAAGAAGGCCUUCGGGAAGAAACUGUCGGGAGCGGUAAACGGACACAGCCAGCCAAUCACGCUGGUCAAACGGGGCCCACCCAACCUGCGCCGCAGCCCCCGCGGACGGAAAGCACGGCCCCCGUCUCCAGCCAGACCGCUGAAGUUAGAACAGCGAGUGAUCCGUCCGCGACCCAUCAGUCCGCCAAACGACAGCAUGAAGUUGAACGAUGGGACAAACCAUCCACUGCCACGGAAACUGUGGAUGCUGAUUUUCCAGAACCUGGCCAACAAGGAACUGUGCAGGUGCCUGGCCACAUGUAAGACCUGGAACCGUUGGGGGAAUGACCAUCGUCUGUGGAAGGUCAUUGACCUGAGCUACGCCCGGACGCUCAACCCCAGCGUGCUGGAGGGUGUGGUGCGGCGCCAGCCCAUGACCCUUGACCUGAGCUGGACCAACGUGCCCAGAAGACACCUGAGUUGGCUGAUUCAGAGGCUGCCCACCCUGAAGCACCUGGUGCUGUCGGGCUGUGCGUGGUCGGGAGUGUCAGCCCUGUGCACCUCCACCUGUCCCCUGCUGCGCUCACUCAACCUGUGCUGGGCCGAGGGCAUCAAAGACUCCACCAUGAAGGACCUGCUGUCCCCACCUGCUGACCGACCGGGGGCUCCUGAUAACAGGAGCCGUUUGCGGAUGAUGACUGACCUGCGGUUGGCCGGCUGUGACGUGGCAGAGGGAACCAUCCAGCUGCUGGUCAAACACAUGCCUCACCUCAGUCACCUGGACCUCAGCUACUGUACCAAGAUAAGUGACAGUUGUAUGGAACUGCUGACUGCAGAGGGGUCGCCCAUCCGAGAGUCCCUGACAGACAUCAACUUGACGGGCUGCCGGAAGCUGACAGACGACAGCCUGAAACUGCUGAGUCACUGUCCUAACGUCCUGAAGGUCGACGUGCGAUCCUGCGCCCAGGUCACCCCGGAGGCAUGCCAGCAGUUUGCCUGCGGCAGGGAUGAGCCAAUGGCUAUCAAGGAGGACAAGCUGAUCAUGCUGGCACCCUGAAGGGUGAGGGUUGGACUGCAAUCCUGCAGUAGUUGGUCUGGGAGCUAGGAUCAUUUUAGUGAUGCCCGUUUUUGAUAUGUUCCAUGAUUAUUUUGUCUAAUUAUGGUGGUUGUAUACCGAUGUUAUUUGUACGCAAAGAGUUGACUGUUUAUUAAAGCCCGUUGAACACAGUAUUUCCAGUUCGUCACAAGUUGGGUUUCUAGAAAAGUUUUCCACUGCAUCUCCCUCCUUGAAAAAAAGUCCAAAGAUUUUGCCAUCAGCAAUACAACACAUGACAAACUCUUCAACAUUUAUCUCAAAAAGGCUCUGUCAACUACCACUAAGUAUUAGUGAUUGCAAGUCAUUUUUUCUGUCACUGACAGUUUUGACAUUUUGAUGAUCAUCUCAUCAACUUUUUUUUAUAACUUAUGUAUUCUAAGACAUUGUACGUUACAGAGAAUACUACAGGAAUUUGAAACAGUUCCAAAUAUUCAAAGACAUUAUCAACACACCACCCAUUCAGUGAUCCACCCUGUCUGGAAAAUCUGUGAGUUACGAUAAAGUACCAAGGUGACUCUGUACAAAUCAUCAAUGCCAUUGUACAAUCCCUGAAGAUGUAAGAGUGUACAUCCAUGGCUGUGGUAGCCAUGAUACAUAUCAUGCCCUAACUGCACUCAUCUUCAAAGGGAAGAUCUCUCAACAUUCACUAUACAGCAAAACAUGUCUAUUUCAGUGGAUGCAGAUAGAUGACAUAGAGAUAUGGAUCUUAGUGGCAUCAAUGUGUAUGACAUACAGAUAUUCCAGGACUGUUACAACACUGAAAAUAGCACAUCAUUGCAGUAUUGAAGAUUCAGACUUCCAAAGGUGCUUACCUGUGAAAAGGUGCUUCAUUUUGUAUCAUAGGUUACUGUUGAUGUUGUUGACGUUGUACAUCAACACAAUAAGCGUUAAUGAUAAGGGAUGUACAAAAAGAUGUUCUUUGUCGUUUAGACAUUUUUGCUUGGGUUUAGUGUUUUGAUAGAUUGAUUGGAUGGUAGAUUGGUGUAGUUGCCUUGUUUUGUUGUGAUCUACCCUUUAUACACAGGAUUUGAAUAGAACUACCCACCUGUUGGACUAGCUCCACACUUCUUCAGUUAUGGUUCUCAGAAUUUAAAGAAUUGUACACUUUGUGAUGACUCUGAGUAACUUUGUAGCAUGAUCAGACACACAUGGGACUGUACAGGUAUAUCUUCCCCCAACAAGUCAUGUCAGGAGCAUCUCUGAAAUAAGGUUCAUUUUGAGAAAUGAUGUUUUUGAUUUAUUAUACCUGUGAUAGUCGCCGAUGCGAAAAGCGGAAGAUUUAGAACUUUAAGCUGUAGAUAUCACUUCAUGAGUUUUAUCUGAUCAAAUGUCCUUAUUUCCGUUACUACCUGUUUAUACCAAUGUUAUACAUGUAAAGUUUCUGUUUGCCUGUCGUACACAUUACAGAGUUUGUCUCCAAAUGUAGUGUUUGAUAUGUAUCUUGUACAAAGGUGUGCCAUGAUUGUAAGGAAAUGGCGAAGGCACACAUGCCAGUUCUUGUCUGUAUGUUUUUUCCAAAGAACUGAAUGUUUUGUACAGAGUUUGUCUGUUUAUUGCUGUGCCAGGUUGUGAACUGUAGCUGGCUGUAGAGUACCUUAUGAGGAUGAUGUAAGUUAGCUUAGCUACAGUCGUUUUGGACACAGAAGUUCCAGUAACACAUGUGUUAACAGUUCAAACACUCCAGCACAAAAUACAGUAUAACAGGUUUCAGUUUUCACACCAAAGGGAGGAAAAAAACAACCCUUGUGUGUUCUAUGAAUGCACAGUACCCCCCUCCCCCAUUUGUGACAUUAGGAUACAUUUCUAUAUCUAGGAGAAACACAUGUACAUCAGUUUCGAAAGACUGUAAAGAGAUGUUGAGUUCCUGCAGUGUUCUGUGUGCUGGUGUAAAAGAUGCUGUGGUGAACAGUAGACUAUUUCCUACUUUGUGAAACAUUUUCCAACAUCCAGGUAAAUCCAAGAAGCAUUUGUCUGUGAGAACAGUAACGUUAAAUCUUGUUGAUGUAUAAAAGCAGAAACAUGUUUUUUUCAUGGUUGCUGAAGUGAUGACUGUGAUGGUAAAAGAUUGUGGUCUUCACAAAUGUCUUUCAAGAAAAGUGUAGGCUAGAUGAUACUUCCUAUAUGGACAUCAUAAGACCACAGAUCAUUCUAUGGUUCAAAUGUCGACAGUUCUUAUGAUGAUGUCUUGUAAGCCAUGUACAGGUAGUUGUUUCUACAGAUAAGACUUUCAAAGGUUGGUUACGCUUGUACUUAUGAUUGAGCUUCUGUGUUAGUUGUCUUGUGACAUGCUUGAGCACAUUGCAGCUGCAGUUAGCCAAGCAAACGUACAGUGGCGCUGUGACAUGGCUGAAAGUUGAGAGUGAACAUUUUUGAAAGACCAGAUACAGUGUUAAGAGGGUAACUAGACCCAGCAUGGCUUAAAAUUGCAACAUUCUGAAGGAGCCAGCUUAGCUAGUCUCAAGAAUGGUUGGAGAGAUUAUUAUGAAGAAAUAAGGAAGAGCCAUGUGUGGUCACAAGACAUCUAACACAGAAUCUGUCACUAGUUAUCAUCACCAGGCUGUAACUGUUACGGUUGUUCUUAUGCAUGAACAUUGUUCCAACACCGUCUGACUUUGUGUUUCACACUCCUAACAACACUAGGAGAAGGUGGUAGUGGUUACGUUGAUUCUGAAUGGCAAUCAUUCUCUUUUUUAAAACUUGACUUUGAACUUUUUACUGCCGAUCACUUCUGAUUCUUGUUUAUCGAUAUACCUCAAUCGUCACUUAUUUAUUAUUCUCAUCUGAACGGUGUUGAAUUUUGAGUGUUGUUCCUUUCUAUUAUAAAUAAAGGAAGUGACUUUACGACUGUUCUUUCAAA
Molecule: messenger RNA, 6555 nt
Organism: Branchiostoma belcheri (Belcher's lancelet)
Lineage: Eukaryota; Metazoa; Chordata; Leptocardii; Amphioxiformes; Branchiostomatidae
Product: lysine-specific demethylase 2B-like
Exons: 22
Coding region: 171-3659 (1162 amino acids)
Biological process (GO): regulation of transcription by RNA polymerase II; protein demethylation
Molecular function (GO): transcription coregulator activity; DNA binding; zinc ion binding
Source: RefSeq, a predicted model, not a curated record